GACGGCGACGGGGUGGGCGGGGUUUCUCUGGGAGGAAAGCGCGCGACGGGGGCAAAUCGGCGACCCAGACGUCAUUAGACUCCCGCCUUCUUUUUUCCGCCCGGAAGUAGGGCGAGUUCGGAGGCUCCGAGCGGUUGUCAUAGAGACGGGGCGAAGAUGACGGUCCACAACUUGUACCUCUUCGACCGCAAUGGUGUCUGCCUUCACUAUAGCGAGUGGAAUCGGAAGAAGCAAGCUGGCAUUUCCAAAGAGGAGGAGUACAAGCUGAUGUACGGCAUGCUCUUUUCCAUUCGCUCUUUCGUCAGCAAGAUGAGCCCGCUGGAUAUGAAAGACGGCUUCCUCUCCUUCCAGACGAGCAAAUACAAGCUCCACUAUUACGAGACUCCCACUGGCCUCAAGGUGGUGAUGAACACAGACUUAGGGGUGGGCAACAUCCGGGACGUGCUGCACCAGAUCUACAGCUACAUCUACGUGGAGUACGUGGUCAAGAACCCCCUGUGCGGCUUGAGCGAGCCCAUCCAGAGCGAGCUCUUCUGCAGCAAGCUGGACACCUUCGUCCGCAGCCUGCCGUUUUUCUCCGCUCGGGCCGGCUGAGGCUUUCGCCCUUUGCGUUCUGAGGACUGCGUUUCCCAUUAUGCCUGUGGGCUGUUGACUGACGGUGAGCGGGGGCAGUUUCUCUAAGGGACGAUGCGGCAUUUGAACGGCGUCUCCUCCACUUGCUGCCUGGGUAAGAAGUCGCAGUUGGAUAAAUUUCAGCGGGAGUCAACUCGUGUUUUUCUCUCCCACCUCAAGACGCUCCAGAGCUCCCCAAGUGGAUUUUGUUUUUUUUGGCUCAGUAUCUAUUGUCUUUGUGACCCCCGACAGCCAUUCUGUCAUUUGCUGGGCUGCUUCUCCCCUUCUUACCCACCGUCCUUUGCCAGCCAGACUUGUUUCUUUGUAUUUCUAGAGGUUUUCUGCCUUUCCGCUUUCCCUCUCCCCCCCCCGCCCCAAACCGGGAAAGAAACCCCUUCUAUUUAUAGCCAGCUCCUUCUGUUUUUCCAGUUCACUGCUCAGCCAGCGUGGCCGCAACAUCUUCACGCCCCUGGGGGCUACGUGGACACAAAGAAAUGCAGCAGCCGCAGGCCGACGGAUUUCACAAAAAGUUGGAUUAGCAGUUGGAUGCCUAAUUUCCACUACCGGGUAGGGGCUCCAGAAGUCUGAAAACAAUCCACACCUUCCCCCCACCCCAACUUUAAUUUAAGGCUUGCUUGAAUUAAAGAGCAGCGUUGCAUC
Molecule: messenger RNA, 1272 nt
Organism: Heteronotia binoei (common prickly gecko)
Lineage: Eukaryota; Metazoa; Chordata; Lepidosauria; Squamata; Gekkonidae
Gene: TRAPPC1
Product: trafficking protein particle complex subunit 1
Exons: 5
Coding region: 157-594 (145 amino acids)
Biological process (GO): endoplasmic reticulum to Golgi vesicle-mediated transport
Cellular component (GO): TRAPP complex
Source: RefSeq, a predicted model, not a curated record